This is a messenger RNA of Batrachochytrium dendrobatidis JAM81, 1187 nucleotides long. RefSeq lists its product as uncharacterized. Gene Ontology annotation, biological process: axonemal central apparatus assembly. The coding region runs from base 111 to 1112 and encodes 333 amino acids. The transcript is spliced from 6 exons. NCBI's taxonomy places the organism in Eukaryota, Fungi, Chytridiomycota, Chytridiomycetes, Rhizophydiales. Gene Ontology annotation, cellular component: axonemal central apparatus. The record is from RefSeq and is a predicted model, not a curated record.
GACAAAAUAAGUUGGCCACUGAAGAAGCCAUCAUUCGUAAAUAUGGGUUGCUCGAGGAACACGCUUUAAGAAAUGGUCACUCAACGGACCAAAUUCAACCCAAGCAGGAGAUGGAUACAUCCAAAUACUGGAGAAAACCGCGUAUAUUACGUUUGAGAAACUCGCUUAAAGAUCAGAAGGAGCAAACUUCCCAUAAAUCAACCCGCUCACCAGUACGAAUCGAGAGUGUGAAUACCAAAUAUUUUGAAACUCCCGAAGGCAAAGCAUUUUUGCAUCAUCAACAGUUGAAUGAUUGCUGUCCGGCUCAGAAAAACAUAGGUUCCAAUGGUAUUCAUUUUCCACAGUCUAGUCAAUCUAUAGAAUUAGAAAACCCCAAGGCAAAUGAGCAGCAGCAUCGACCAGCACCAGCUGCUGAAAGAAUUCGACAUAUCCCUAUUAAACAAACCAGGCCAAUAAAAUUGGCUUGUCUUGUUCCAUCCAUCAAAAAAACUGCAAAUAUCACAACCUUGGCCAAAAAAACAACACCUUCAUUGGAAUGCACUCCGCUUUCAAUUGAUACGCCUUUGACUUCCUCACCCAACAAGGGCCGCAAACUUGCCCUUCCUGUGUCGAUUCGUCGAUCGCAACCAGGAGCUGAACCAAACGUCAAAUAUCUCAAACAAGAACUCGAAGCCAGACGACAAAUUCAGACUUCAUCGACAUCUCUACUCGCUAAAACCAACUCAAACUACGGUCUUGGUGGGUUUGCUAUUCAUCCCUCCAAAUGCAAAUUCAAUAUAGUCUCUUCAGCAGAGAAUGCCGAAAUGGCUUUGACUAUGACGAAUAUUGGCAUUGAUUCGACACGGUUUUUUGUCAGACAGCCCAAAUGUAAAGGAAUCAAGGCUGAUUUCAAACCUGGACCAGUUGCUCCGGGUAUGGCCACACAUAUCUUUGUGCGAGUUCAAAGUGAUUUAGUUGCAACAGGUGCGUUGGCUAACAGUAAGCCGGACAGUAUGAGUAUCAAGAUUACAGAUGAGCUGCAGAUUGUUUCCGAAAGCGAGAUUUUACAUAUUCCAAUUACUGUUGUGAUAAAUUUGACACAAAAGGAUUCAAUGGAUGAACUUGCAGAAUAAUAAUCCAGGAUUUAUACAUGGAAAAUAUCGCUGGGAUUUGACCAAAUAUAUUUGGUAAUAAAUCUUUUAGUAUUC